UUUUAUUAAUUUUAAAUGUUUUUUUUAUUUUCAGGAUCACUAGCUGUUGUAGUUGAUGUCCAGCCAAGGGAAAGUGUUGUUCUGCCAGGACAAAAUGUUACUUUCUUGUGUAAAGUUGGCGUACCUUUGCAAUACUGCCGUGUGGAUAUUCCUGGCAUGAGUACGUUUAAUCUCAACAAUAAGUUGCCUCCACGUGGUGGUGUGUCGUAUUAUGGCGCUGGACUCUCAGCAGGACAAUGUGGUUUCACGCUGGAUAGUGUGCAGGAGAUCAACAAUGGCAAGGUCAAGUGUUAUCUGGGUAUUGAGACAGAGUAUCAGGAACCGUUUGGAUCGAUGCAGUUAACUGUUGCACGACCACCAAGACAACCAGAACUAGAUUUAUCCCGAGGCACAGAUUCAUUAAGAGUGUACAAAAUGCACGACACCCUUCACGCCUCCUGCGUGAUAAGGGACGGAAGACCCGUAGCGAAUAUUUCCUGGUAUCUGGAUGAUGAACUUUUAACCGGCGAAGGACUCAGCAUGCCUACCAUUGUAGACCUGGCCAAGGAAGACCUACAUUCGAAAUUACAGAAUCUCACGCGGGUUUUACAACCCUCUGAUAACGGAAAACUGUUGAAAUGUGUAGCUACACAUCCGGCACUUCCGGAAAACAAUGUCGCAGCACGACAAUUGGAUGUAAAAUAUCCACCUUUAAGUCAACAAAAUCCAAUUGACAAGUUUGGUUAUGAGAUUGGUAAGUCGGGUAUAAUUUCGGUUGUGGUCGAAGCCAACCCCAAACCGCAAAUUGAAUGGACCAUAAGGGGUGAGAAGAUCCGAGAGGGCAAUGUUGACAGGUCCGGAAGGAUAGAAGCAGAGUCGGCUCAGGAUAAAGGACGUGGACAUUACGUGGCUAAUUUACGAAUUGCAGCGAUUAAUAAACAAGAUACCGAGACGCAAUUCAUUCUGACAGCUUACAAUGACAUGGGGACACAGGAAUACACGGUUCUGAUUUCGACAAGUCCUGAACCCGAAGGACUGAAAAAGUUUAUUUAUAAACGUUACAAUAUUCAUGGUGUUGAAUUUGGAGCUUCUGCGAUUGUGGCUAUUGUCGCCGCCAUUUUGGUGGUGUUUUUCCUCGUGUUUUUGACGGUGUUUGCGUGGAAAACCGAUCGGUGGUGUUUCUCCGGAGGCGCGCACGUCAUUGAUUACACGUCCGGCGGCGUAGGCGGCGCGGACGGCGGCGGCGGCGGCGACCACCAUCGCUCGACGCCGCGCGUCGUCGACGGCGUCGACAAUCCCCACCACCACGGCUCCCAAGAGUAUAUUAACGGCAACGAUCAUCCGAUCAAAGAGAAAAAAAUUGACACUGCCGUCUAAACCAAAAAAAAAAAACGAGAAAUCAACAUAAAAACAACACAUUAAUCAUAAAACUCACACACGCUCUCUAUUCUCAAACGAAAAAAACAAAAAACAUUCAAAAUAAUUAUCAUUUAUCACGUUAAUAUUUAGCUAGAAACAAUUUCGUCCUUAAAAGUUUUAAUUAAAUUAAAUUAAAUUUAAAUCUAAAUAACUUAUCGUUUUUUGUGAUCAUUACUUAAGUACAUUCUCGCCUAGUUAUAUAAAAAAUUAGUUUGUAGUCUUUUUUACUUUCGAAAACGGAACCAAUCACAUCAAAAACACUGCAACAUACAAUACUGCCAUAUUUCUAUUUUAUUCCACUUUGUUGACAACAAUUUAACAUAACAAUAUCUAACGAUUAAUAAAAAUAAAAGCUUACAGCUGAUUUAUUUGAAAUUAUUUUUGUUUCUUAAGCGUAGUUAAUGUUAGCCCGGCGCCUCCACUAUAUUCUCAUGUAUAUAAAAUUAACAAGAAAUAAAUCAGCUGUAAAAUACGUUUGAAAAACUUUAAAUAAAUCAAAAAAAAAAUUGUGAAAAAUUACUUCAUAAAUUUUAAAUCAUAAAGAAAACGUAAACUGUAUAAGUAAAUGUUUGAACAUGUGAAGAAUAUAAUAAAAUUUAUGUUUUAGCGCAAAAUAAUACAACAACACGAUAAUCAGAUUAAUCAAAUACAAUUAAAACGCAGCAUAUUAUUAUUUUAUUAAUUACGUAAUGUAAUUAAUUAAUAAAUUAUUUAAGCGGAUGGUUGCGCUCUGUUUGAAUUAUGUUUUCAAUCGCGAUCGAUUGAAUCGAAUGAAAUGUGAGAAUGUGAAAACUAUGCUCGAACACUCGAUUGUGUAUUACAUAAAUAAUAACAUUUAGGAUGAGAUUAAUUAAUGCAUUGAUUCGGAGCAUUCAUAAUAAAUUAUUUUCAUUCAUAUUCUAAUUAAUUAGUAAGAUGGACGUUUUUCGAUGAUGAUGCGGAUGAGAAAAAAUGAAUAUUAUUAUGUUAGGUAUAUGAUAACAUUAAUUAUUUGAUCGGUUGCGAUAUAAAUUAUAUUGAUGAACAAAUAUUGAUGAUUAAAGAUUGUUUUUAUAUAUAAAUGAUAAAUGAAAGGAGUGAAGACGAAUAAAUAAAUAAAUAAAUAA
This is a messenger RNA of Dalotia coriaria, 2504 nucleotides long. RefSeq names its product fasciclin-3-like. The transcript has 7 exons. The record is from RefSeq and is a predicted model, not a curated record. Lineage: Eukaryota; Metazoa; Arthropoda; Insecta; Coleoptera; Staphylinidae. The coding region runs from base 16 to 1356 and encodes 446 amino acids.